This is a messenger RNA of Nylanderia fulva, 7174 nucleotides long. Its product is annotated as GIGYF family protein Gyf. The record is from RefSeq and is a predicted model, not a curated record. Gene Ontology annotation, molecular function: protein binding. Gene Ontology annotation, cellular component: cytosol. Lineage: Eukaryota; Metazoa; Arthropoda; Insecta; Hymenoptera; Formicidae.
CGUCCCGAAGACCCGAAACGCCGUUGUCGUGCCCAUCCACGACCCUCCCCCGAGCCCGGCCGUCGUUUCUUCCCCGCUGAUCCCGGGACCGCGGUCCACGUCGCGCGCGUCGAUCCUCCCCGAUGUUCGCACGGGGCGAAAAAAAAGUUUGGUUAACGUUGCCACCUUGGAUCGCACGACGUCGGCUCUCGUUCCCGAAAUCGGGACGAAAACGUGUCAGGAUCGCGAUUAUCCCCCGCGUGACACGUCUCGCCUACGACGCGUCCAGGUCACGAGACUCCCCGAAGAUGCUCCGAGGAAGUCGCGCAUAAGUCGCUGCUGGUUGUGUCACUCCGCAGAAUUUUCGUCCACGCUCUCGUCCUCUUACCCUCUCUUUCCCUCUCUUCGUCCAUCAAAGCUCGCGAGCAACCCUGUCGAGCAACAGGAGAUAGUUCAUCAUGACGGAUUCCAUGAAGUUUGGUCCAGAGUGGUUGCGCACUGGUGGUAGUGGCGGAGGUGGCGGAGGAAGCACAAGCUUGAGUACACCUCGGUAUCAGUUGGCAGAGCAUAGAUAUGGUCGGGAGGAAAUGUUGGCUUUGUUCGACCGCAAUUGUAAAGCUCCGGAGCAGUUGACAAAUUUUCCAGCCUUGUAUGUAGAGAAAACUCAAUUUCCAUUGGCUCUUACACAGAUGACAGAGGAUGAAACGCGUAUGUGGAAUGGAAUAUCUAGUAUUGGCAGCCGUGGAAGAGGUAGCAGCGUGGAUCGUGGACGUGGUAGGACUGGAAGAGGAGGCUUAUACUCGUCUCAUUAUUCACGCGGGGUCGGUUUCGGGGACGAUUCCGGUGAUGGGAUACGAAUCGAGGGCCAAUCCUUUCAGGGAAGAAAUAGGCCGUUUGAUAGGUCCCAAAGCGAACGUGGCUGGCCAGAGAGAAAUGGUGCUGCAGAUCCGGGAGAAUGGAACGGCUCGACUAGUCCGAGAAAAGAAUUAAGUCGUGGGACUAGCGGUAGUUCGCUUAUGGAAAGCAAUUGGAGACGUCAUCGCGGAGGAGGAGAAGACGAUGAUGGUUGGCGCAAGUGGGGAAGAAGUAGUUGGCGUGAGGGUGGCAAUAUAGAUCGGGAUAGGCUGGACCGAAAUGAUGGUGACGGAGAGGAAAGCAGAGGUGGCGGACCGGGAAGAUGGGAACAUCGUGGAAAUCACAGACCCUCCCACGACUCAAGUCAUCAUCCGCCGCCACGAACCGCUCGCUCUUGGGAAUCGAAUCAUCAUGAUAAUCACGACAAUCUACCCGAGUGGGCGACGGAAAAUCCGAGUGAAAGCGGCGGCAGUUUCGACGCUUCGGGCGCGUUCCAUGGUGGAAUGUAUUCAGACGAUGAUGAGGACGGUGUGGCGGGUGCUUCCCAGCAAGGUAGAACUCGACGCGUUUCGGAAGGCAGUGCUUCUAACGUAGUGAAAUCUAGUAACAAGACAUUGACUUUCGGAACGGGUUCUGUCCAAUCGUUGAAUCGCCAUACAAAUAAUACAGUCGGUACAUUAAGUAAGGAACGAUCGAAACCAUUGGAUUCACUCGAGGACAAGGAUAAUUCUAUAGAGAAAGAAAGAUCUAAUUCGCCCUCUGCCAAGCAGAGCUCUCCACCGGUUGCACCAACGACUGAGAGCAUUCCUACGAAGACCUUGACGACACCUUCGGAUCUUAUACAGAAGAAAACUGUCAUCGGAUCCGUCAGUGUGAAUAAAGUCGAGACCGGUGAGAAACCUGGCGAACCCCCGAGUAAAGCUCAUGAUAAAGAGAACACGCAGACACAGGAGGUUAUAAAAGAGCCGCAAAUAAUUGCUACCGCGAUCAAUCGACAGAUUCCUCUGGAGCAGUCGAAGGUCGUGCAUAAUCCAGGAACUGCUAGUAUCAGGCAGAGAACGGAAGACGACUUCGAUAGAAUGAAGGAAGAGGCCGAUGCGUUGGUAGCCAAAUUAAUGGCAGAUGAGGAAAGCCACAAGGAGAAGACGAUCGCUACCGGUGUCCCGUCCGCAAUUAGCGGUAAUCAAACUUCCGCGGUUUCCGCCACGGGUAAUCAGGAAAAAUGGUUUUACCGCGAUCCACAGGGUGAAGUUCAAGGACCGUUCUUGGCUACUGAAAUGGCCGAAUGGUGCAAAGCUGGUUAUUUCACUACAGGAUUAUUAGUGAGAAGAAAUUGCGAUGAAAGGUACGCUACGCUCGGUGAUUUGAUCAAAAUGUGCGGAAGAGUACCAUUUACACCUGGUCCACCAAUACCUCCUUUAAAGUUGACGGAACAAGUAAUCCCGCCUGUUCCUACUACCGUACCAGCUGGGUUGGCGGCGGCUAAUGCUAUACCGAAAGCCGGAAUGGAUGAUCCGUUGUUGUUAAUGACGUAUCAGCAAAUGCAGAUGUUACAUCAGCAGAUGUUAUUCAGGCAGAUGAGAUCAUCGGCGAUAGCCAAGUUGUCGCAGUCGGAACAUUGGACAACGCUGAGUCCCGUAGAGCAAAAUCAACUGAUACUACAGUAUGUCAUGCAGGACGGAGUGCAAGAGAUUCCGGAAGUACCGAUAACAAACCCGUUUGUGCCUCAUCUCGCUUCUCAGACGACUAAUCCUGUCAUGCAACUCUUUACUCAGAUGCAACAGGCGAAGACGCAACCUGAAACACAUCUGCCGACGAAUCCACAUGCAGCCGCAUCACCCCAUCCGGCCACAGUAGAUCCCUUACAGCAGUUGAUUCAACAGAUUGGCGGUAUGCAGAAUUUACCUGCCAUGCAACAACCAAAUAUUGCUCCGACCCCCGCGCCAACGCAAGAGGCGGAUAAUCCGAUAAAAUCUCUGCUACGUCAACUCAACGUCAAUACGAAUGGUCAUCCGCAGGCGCCUCACAUGGACACUGUCUGGCCGCAACCCCCGCCACAAAUAGCUCCACAGUUUAAUGCGCAAAAUUGGUUAGCGCAGGUUGGACCCAUUCCCGCCAUGCCUCCUGGACAAUUACCCGGUUCUCUGUGGGACUUACACGCUAAAGAUAUGAAAACCGAACAGCAAAUACUGGAAGAACAGAAUCUUAAGCUACAAGAGGAUAGAAAAAAGGAAGAGUUAAAGAAGCAAGAAGAAUUGCAACGCCAAGCGGAGGAAGAGAACGCGAAGAGAAAGCAAAAGGAGGAACAAGCUAGACAAAUCGAAGAAGCGAAGCGUAAAGACGAGGAGAGGAAGAGAAAGGAAGAGGAGAAGAAACGAAAAGAGGAAGAGAAACGCAAGCAAGAAGAAGAACAGAAGAAGAAGGAAGAGAAGAAACGUAAAGAAGAGGAGAAGAGACGGGAGGAGAAGAGAAAGCAGGAAGAAGAGAACUUGAAAAGAAAGCAAGAAGAGGAGAGAAGAAAGCGGGAAGAGCUUAAGAAACAGGAGGAAAAACUGAAGAAGGAGGAAGAGAAGAGAAAGAGAUUGGAGGAAGAGCAAAAGAAAGAAGAAGAGAGACUUAGGAAAGAAAUGGAAAUGCGACGGCAGGCGGAAGCAGAGGAACAAGCGCGUCGCGCGGAACAACGGCGAAGAGAAGCCGAGGCGCUGCGUAAGCUUCAGGAACGAAAUAAGGCUCCUUGGGCUCAGACUCCUCGCGCGAUGGCUUCUACCGCUCAUACCUCGCUCGUUGAUAUUCAAAGAUUCGAGAGAGAGAAGAAAGCGGAAGAGCAACGGGUUCAAUUGAUCCAGCAACAGAUGGCGGCGCAACAAAAGGUGAUAGAAGCCGCGCAGGAAGCAUCGGCUAUUGACUCGUCCAAACGAUUGCAAUUCAAAUGGGCAGAAAAGGCUAUCGCUUCUAAUAAACCACUUCAAGUGAAGAGCCUCGCGCAGAUUCAGCAGGAAGAACAAGAACGCAUCGCUAAGGUAAAGCAACAGGAAAGAGAACGACAGGAGAAGGCCAACCAAAAAGAAUCGGCGAGUAUGCUGCAGAAUGCUGGGAUAUGGGGUACGGCAUCGCAGGCCUUGAACUGGGCCAACUCGAGCACGUCGACUAGCCAUGCGUGGUCGACCAGUUCUGGUAAUAGUGGUUUCUGGGAUGAUCCUGCGCCCGUCAAGUCGUCCGCGACUAUGAAACAACCAGCUAUUAAGCAAACUGCGAUCGUGAAAUCCAGUACUCCUAGCCAGCAGCAGCAGCAACUACAACAACAGAAUAGCAACAAUAAGACAUCCAAGAGCAAAAACAAAAGAGAAGAGGAACUGGUGAAGAAAUUAUUUGAACAGAACACUGCCAAGACCGACGAGUUCACGCAAUGGUGUAACAAAGCGUUGGGCGGUAUACAGGCGUCGGUGGAUAUCCCUACAUUCGUUGGAUUCCUGCGGGACAUAGAAUCGGCUUAUGAGGUGAAAGAGUACGUUCGCGAUUAUCUUGGCGAUACCAAACAGAGCACGGAGUUCGCCAAGCAGUUCUUGGAGAAGCGAAGCAAAUGGCGAUCGGCACAGCGUCCGCAGGCACAAGCGGACGAUCUAUGCAAACCGGCCCCGGCCGUUAAUCCGAAUGCACCUGCAGAAUUUCAAGAAGUGAAGGGAAAAUCCAAAAAACCAAAGAAGGGAAAGAUGUUCAAGGUGGACAACAGAAUCCUUGGCUUCAGUGUAACCGCGGCCCCCGAUCGUAUUAACGUAGGUGAUCGCGAUUACGGUGAAGGAGUCUGAGCUGUUUCGCCAAUUUACCUCGUGGAAAUGAUGCAACGCUCUCGAUUUACACAUCGCAAACGGUUCGUUAUUUAUUUAUUGUUCAUUGCCAAACGGAUGCUGCUGAGAAGAAUCGCCCGCCAACACUAGGGUACCUUCUUCUUGAAGCAUACAAAUACUUUUUACGAUUCAAAGGGAAGAACUCGAUCGUCCUUCAAUCAAUCGUCGAUGACAGUCUAGAACUGUGGCUGAGCGUGGCGUUAUUUUCUUAUUACAUUAAACAGAAAAAAAGCUCCAUUGUACAUAUUACUCAGAAGAUGAAUAUUUCAGAAAGAAAGAGGAGGACGGACUUACUUUUUCCUAUGUAUGUACGCGCGACAAUUAAAGUUGAAAACUUUUAUAACAUUUCACCACCAUUGUCAUUUAAAUCCCUAAGCCACAAGAUGAGAAAGAAAAAGGGAGAAAAAAGAUAUAUAGAGAUAUAACAAGCUGUAUGGCAGUCAAUAGCAAUAUGUGUAUGUAAAGGUGUUCAACGAGAGAGAAAGAAGUAAUAUGUAUAUGUAUAUAUAUCUAUAUAUAUAUACACAUACAGAGACACACACAUAUAAAUAUUAAAACGUGCUUGUGUUGUGAGAUCGCGAAAACCAUCAUCUCUGCGUCUCAAAUUGAAUAUAUAUGCGGUGCGUCAGUAUUUGUCCUCACUGAAUCCUAUGGAUUUUUUGCUUCGUCGCAGAUAUAUAUUCGUCGAGAAGAAAGAAGAUUCGCGCGCUUUGUAUUUGUACAACAGAUUUUACAAAUGAUUUAAUCUUCUCCCUCCUCCCCCAUAUGCAUUUUGUGCACGAAAAAAUUUCUUCCUUCACUUUUUUAAUAAUACUUUUUCGCCGUUAUAAUAAUACCACAAUCUUAAUAAUGAUACUUUAAGCAGAAUUUCAUGUAUACACAACAGUAGUAUUGCAUACGCAGAUAUUAAUGAUUAAGAUUCGUGUUACUCUCUGUAACAACGAAUGAACAGGGAGAGAAAAAGAGAAGGAGAGAUUCAGCAUCCUCUUUCAUGAUAUUAAGAGUAAUUAUGAAAUAAAACUAGCUAUUUUCAACAUAGCAUUCUUGAUUAGAAACUUUUGGUUUUAUAGUAGAAGAAAGAGCAAUAGUGAUUUAAAGAUAUUUGUAUUAUUAAUUCCACACAAUCUCGCGACAGCGUAGAUGAAAUUGUGACAUCACUGAUAACCGCAUGUGUGGAAAUUCUCACUUGUCGUAGUCCUCUUGUAGUCGAUCUAAUAGUUAAAAAAAAAAUUUGAAAAGACUUUGAAAAACUUACACGGGGAGACUUAAAUGAUACACAACACGUGAUCAGAGAGGCGGAGUACUUUUUUGUAAAGUUUUAUUUUAUAACUCUCUUGUAAGUGUUGUAGUUGAAGAUCCGAAAGGGGGAACCUUUUUAGCACUUUUUAAGGACAUUCGUUUCAUUGUGUCUCUGACUAAUAUGCAUCGAUAGAUGCGAUAUUAGAUAAGGAUGUAAUAUUGCGACAGACCUGACCACUCGUAAUAUUAUGAUGGUUGUUAAGUAAGGUUCAUUGAUCUUCUCUUGCUUAAGAUUAUAAAAAAUAAGUAGGAGAAGAUCCGUAGAACCUUGUACGUGAAAGAUUUAUGUAUAAAUAGAUUAAUGUACAGAGUAUACGCGCGAUGAAGAUUAAACAAACAGACGAAAGCGAUAAUUAACAAAUAAUUAAUAUUGUAUCAAUAUUCUAUUAUUGUAUUUAACAUACAACGUAACUAAAAUAAAUAUUAUUAUUUUUAAUUUAACUUUCUUAUUGUUUUACAUUAAUUUUUAUUUCUUAUUAAUCGCGAAGUUGAAGUAUUGCAACAUGUGUAUUAAGUUUUUAUUUUAAAGUACGAAUGUUAUUUUAAAAAAAAUUUUUUUUUACAAUUUUAUACAUUUCGUACACUUGUAUACUCUGUAUGCGCAGAUGAUGAUUACUAGCUGAACAAAAGUAUGGCAGAUUUUUAAUCGCAACGUUUAAAAAAAAAGAAAGAGAUAGAGAGAUGAAGUUACUACUUUAUUGCUUUUUACGGGGAAAGAGAGAAGAAAAAAUACUCGCGAAAAAUUAUCGAUUGUAUAACGCGCGGUUUGAUGAAUUACACGAACACGAAUAAACCUUUCUACUCCACACAUAUUGCUACAAAUAACUGCUUAAAGAUUAGCGCGAAUUGUUUUAAAACGUAAGCACGAACUAUCCGUAAUACACACGACGAUAUUUUGUAAUGCUAAUGAUGCAAUAAAUAUCUUUCUUAAGCAUAUGUAACUAUAUGUGUAUGCGGGGUGCGAGCGACGUUGGAUAUCGUUACAAAUUGUUAUACGUGUUAUGCAUUGAUUCAUACGAGAUGUCACACAUGUAUCAUAAUAAAAAAAAAUCCACACAUUUAACGGAUAAAGUAUUAUUUUCAUAAACGAACUAACGUCGGAUGUUGAACAUCAUGCGCUAUUAUAUUUGUUUUUGGAAUGAUACACAGAGAUUACAAAGAGCAGCACGAUAUAAUAAAUAAAAUUGUUAUAAAUA